CAACAAAUCAAUUGGUUAUUACGAUCAAAAUACGUUGCUUUAUUUCAUUACUAAGUUCCGUAGAUUGUUAUCUAUAAGUGUUUGUGAAAUCUAUAUUUAUUUUUAGUUUCAGGCUAAACAUGAAGAUAAUUGUGUGUAUUGCACUAACAAGCCUGAUCUUAUUUCGAAUUCUUGAAGCCCGAAUCAGCCAUAACCAUAAACGGUUAAUGAAAUUAUUUGAAAGUGAGCAGCGCCUAUUAAAUAAAUUACAAGAACAUAUACAGCGGCUGGAAACAGUUUUUAAGCCAUUGGAAAGGCAGAUGGAAGAGAUUUUGGCGGCCGUGCCCCGUCAAAUCCUCAGAGAACAAUACCUCAGACACCCUCUGAACAACAUCGCCCUGAUCAAACGAUUGGUUAUUGACUGGAAAAACAUUACUCAGGCUGCUGCCAACAUGUCAAUGCCAUCUACAGAUGUGACGUUGCCUGGUAGGGACGACUUACGAGCAGUGAUGAGGAGCUUAGUUAGGCUGCAGCAGGCGUACCAACUGAAAACCGAACAUUUGGCUCAGGGCUUCGUGCAGGGUGACCAGGCAGACGUUCACGUCACAGGUAAGGACUGUCUCCUCAUAGCGAUCCUGUAUUGUCAGCUUGAAGAAACAUGGUUGGCAAGCCAGUGGUUGAAGCAAGCGCUAGUUAAACAUGACAGCACUGUGUAUUCCGCCGAUCUCCUCGAGAUCAAUGUGCUCUUGGAUUGCUUAUCAGGAGAUAUGCCGGGGUUGGUAUAUACACUGAUGGAGCAUUUCCCAGGGUUUGAGUCUUCGCGUCCACUGCUAGACACUUGGAAGGUGAUGCAUGAAAAGAAAGUAGUAAAUUUACGACAGCAAUAUGAAGUGGAUGAGGGAGAUCUGGACAGGUUAGAAUUGUGUCGUGUCGUCACCGGCAGCAACUUGCAGCCUCAACAUGUCCUGUCCUGUCGCUACGUGCACUACAACAAGACGAGACUAAGGCUGGGGCCUUUCCGUGUGGAGGAGUUGCAGCUGGAUCCACCCGUGCUCUUGUUCCACAACAUCAUCAAUGACGCUGAGAUCCGGGAGGUCCAGAGGUGUGCCCACAGUAGGAAGCUUAAAACGAGUAACGUCACUGAAGGAAGUGGGUUGUAUGUAACAUACGACCGUUCCAGCGAGAUGGCCGUCAUACCGCCUGGAGCCUCCAGUGUCUUCGACAGGCUGGACCAGAGGAUGGGCGACAUGAGCAACCUGGUCACGUCUACCUCUGAGAGAACUCAAGUAACCAGGUUCGGGGUGGGAGGAGAAUGCUUGUUUCACCACGAUUUUCGACGUUCUGGAUUCCACUUACGAAAGAACGGGCAGAGAAUAGCGACAUUGACAAUUUAUCUCAACGACGUGGCACGGGGAGGUCAUACCGUGUUCGAGCACUGGGGUCUUUCGUUCCGGCCACAGAAGGGAGCCGCCCUCUUCUGGUUCAACAUCCUCCGUAACGGUAUGCCAGACCACUCCACGGAACACGGAGACUGCCCUGUUCUUACUGGGAGCAAAUGGAUUCUGAAGAAGUGGUUCCGAGAACUUAACAAUGACGUCACUAAAUAUUGUAUGGUUGACCCACAGACGUCGUUUAAGUAUUUUUACGUUUAGAUUGUAUUUUAUCAUCGUUACGUGUAUUAAACAAUGUCAAACUGAGUUUGUAUUUCUCUAAUUUACACUAAGUAAUAUU
This is a messenger RNA of Homalodisca vitripennis (glassy-winged sharpshooter), 1710 nucleotides long. RefSeq names its product prolyl 4-hydroxylase subunit alpha-2-like. Gene Ontology annotation, cellular component: endoplasmic reticulum. Lineage: Eukaryota; Metazoa; Arthropoda; Insecta; Hemiptera; Cicadellidae. The transcript has 11 exons. The record is from RefSeq and is a predicted model, not a curated record. Gene Ontology annotation, molecular function: procollagen-proline 4-dioxygenase activity; protein binding; iron ion binding. Gene Ontology annotation, biological process: peptidyl-proline hydroxylation to 4-hydroxy-L-proline. Bases 120 to 1631 code for a protein of 503 amino acids.